AUGGCUAUCAUUCCUGGAGGGGGAAAAUUAUAUCUCAGUUUAGAUUCGAUUUGUAUGGAUGAAGGGAUUAUGGAGAGCCAACUAGAUCUUUAUGGUCCUAAAUUACUGAAUAGCAUAAAUUGCUCUGGUUUGCCUUCACAUAAAUUAAUACUCAAGGUUGGUGUUCCGGUGAUGUUACUGAGGAAUUUUGACCAAUUCAGUGGUCUUUGUAAUGGUACAAGGCUACAAGUUAGGAAGCUUGAAAAUCAUGUCAUAGAAUGUGAAGUCUUAACGGGUAACAAUGUUGGUCAUAUUACUUUGAUUCCAAGAAUGAAUAUGGUUUCACUCACCUUUUUAGGAAAAGAAAUGUCUUCCGUAGAAAUUCUUGCUCAGUGGGUCGAUGUCACAGUCUUAGGAGAGGAACCUCUGGUUGACACUGAUUUUAUUACUGACCUUCGCACUCGUCACCGGCUCUGCACCUCUGAUGAGGAUGAGCCAAAAGAUGGCGAGGAAGAAUUCCAAUGA
Arachis ipaensis is the source of this 504-nucleotide messenger RNA. The record is from RefSeq and is a predicted model, not a curated record. Lineage: Eukaryota; Viridiplantae; Streptophyta; Magnoliopsida; Fabales; Fabaceae.